Messenger RNA from Perognathus longimembris pacificus (Pacific pocket mouse), 689 nucleotides. It is a transcript of the gene Mrpl57, whose product is annotated as mitochondrial ribosomal protein L57. Bases 75 to 386 code for a protein of 103 amino acids. Gene Ontology annotation, biological process: mitochondrial translation. Gene Ontology annotation, molecular function: structural constituent of ribosome. NCBI's taxonomy places the organism in Eukaryota, Metazoa, Chordata, Mammalia, Rodentia, Heteromyidae. The transcript has a single exon. Gene Ontology annotation, cellular component: mitochondrial ribosome. The record is from RefSeq and is a predicted model, not a curated record.
UGUGAACCGAGGUAGCUCGCCCGGCCUAGCCCGGCCCGGCGGUCUCCAGCUCCGUGUCUCCUCAGCCCGCCGCCAUGUACCUUACGGCUCUGCUCCGCCGCGGUCGCAUUCCGGGCCGAAUGUGGAUCGGGAAGCACCGGCGGCCGCGGUUCGUGACCUUGGAGGCGAAGCAGAGAAUGAUCCGUCGCCUGGAGAUCGAGAGCGAGAACCACUACUGGCUGAGCAUGCCUUACCUGACGGCGGCGCAGGAGUACGGCCACGCCGCCGAGCGCAGGGCCAAGGCCUUUGAGGCCAUCAAGGCGGCCGCCACCUCCAAGUUUCCUCCGCAUAGAUACGUCGCAGACCAGCUCAGCCAUCUCAACGUCACCAAGAAAUGGUCCUCUUAACCCGGAAGCCUGCACUUCCAUUCUGUUGGUUAUGGGUUGCCGCCUUGCCCUAGAACUGAAAAAACAAAACUGUCACCACGUGAGCCUCCAGACCAGAGUCUUAUUAAAACAAACAUGACCCUCUUUGUACGAAACAAUUAUAACAAUAAAAUUAUGUCGAAAUUUGGGGCUCUGAUAGCCCUCAUACUUAAACACAUGCUGCUGCUGUGGCUGCUUUGGAGGGAGGGCUGGUAAAGUAUCUGGCCCACAGGUGUGAUAUGAAACGUUAUUUUGAAGGAGCGUGGCAAUUAAAAACCAAACUUA